UACCAUGAACCAUAAACUGAAGUCUUUAACAUCUGGAUGUUCAGGAAAUCUGGAGGGUCCCAUCCAGGGAGACGUGGGAAUUAGAUGUGUGGAGUUAUAUGUUGUGCAGGACGUGUUGAGACCCUUCUGGACCUUUCUGGUCUAAAUGUCUCUGCAAUCUUGACCAGAACUUUUGUGUGAAGCUUUACUUGUGUUAUUGUACCUUUCUUUCUUCUAAUGUUAAAAAAAGGAGAUCAGUGAGGGAAACACCCAGCACAUUUCUGUCAGAGAGCCAUGGGAGGAGUCAGUCAGUAACCAAGAUAUAAGACUCUCUCAGCAGCAGCAGCAGCAGCAGACAGAAAGCUGCAGCUGGAAGUCAACGAGACUCACAAACAACUCAAGUUAAAGUUCAUUUUACCAAGUUCAUCAGGUUGGAGACAUGGACUCGGAUAACAUGUUACUAUCUGCUCUGGGUCGACCUUUCACCCUGGGGAUGUUCUACGAUGCUCGUAGAGAUCAGCUGAUUCCAGGUGUUACACUCUGGGAUCGUCAAACUAUAGAAAAGAACACAGUUCAAACCUCUAAACGGACCAGUACAUUUGAAAUUUCUGCAUCUGACUCCACUGAAUCCAAAUCUUCUCUGCUGAAUAUUGAAGCUUCUCUGAAAGCCAGUUUCUUAGGUGGACUGGUAGAAGUUGAAGGAUCUGCAAACUACCUGAAGGAUCAGAAGAAGUUUGCCAACCAGAGCAGAGUCACGUCUCAGUAUAAAGCCACCACCAACUUCAAACAGUUGUCAAUGCCGGCCCUUCAAACCUUGGAUGAAGAUCAGAUUAAUGCUAUAGAGAAGAGCUCUGCAACACAUGUAGUCACUGGUAUCCUUUAUGGAGCAAACGCUUUCUUUGUGUUUGACAGUGAGAAGUUAGACGCGAGUAGUGUUCAGGACAUCCAAGGCCAGAUGAAAGCAGUGAUAAAGAAAAUCCCAACAUUUAAUUUUGAGGCAAAAGUUGGAGUGAAACUGACUGAAGAGGAAAAGAAGCUGACUGAGAAAUUCUCCUGUAAAUUCCAUGGAGAUUUAAUUCUUGAAAGCAACCCUUCAACAUUUGUAGAUGCAGUGAAGGCCUAUGUAGAACUGCCGAAGCUACUGGGAGAAGAUGGAAAAAAUUCUGUCCCAGUGAAAGUCUGGCUGCUGCCGCUGAAGAGUCUGUAUCCUGAAGCUCCUGAUAUGGUGAGUGAGAUCAGUGUUGGACUGGUGAGGAGAGUUGAAGAAGCUCUGGACGACCUCAGAGAGAUGGAAACAAGAUGCAAUGAUUCUCUGGUUGAUGAAGCUGUAGAGAAGUUUCCUCAGCUUCAAGAAGAGAUGAAAAGUUUCCAGAGCCUGUGUGGUCUUUACAAAUCUAAACUCCAACAGACCAUGAAAGAGAAACUUCCCUCCAUCCGUGAAGGUAAAGAAGAUGAGAGCUCCCUGAAGCAGCUCUUUGAAGACAGAGAAAAGUCUCCAUUCAGUCAUGACAAGAUGGAGAAGUGGCUGGUCUGCAUGGAGAGAGAAAUCAAUGUUAUCAGAUCAUGUCUAGAACCAAUGAAGGGAACAAAGAUCGUCCACAACCAGUCAGAGUUAGACAGAGAAGUUCUCGCUCCAGGUGUCACUGAUGCUCUCUGCUUUGUCUUCACCUCUUUGGAGGAUGAUGACCCUUACAUUGAUGAGAUAAAGACCUACUUAGAUUUACUUAAGCAAGGAAGAACCAGUAAAGACCCCUGGUUCUACUCAACUGAGGUUUUAACCAAAAUGAAAGGAAAAGCCAGAGUUCUCCGUGAUCUUGCCAAAGCUCUGAAGAACAAAAAGGAUUUCCGCUUCCUUGUGGCUGCCAUUGCAAACAAGAAACACACCGGAGCAACCAUCUACCAGUACAAAGAUGGCCAUCUGGUCACAGAGGACUUUUCCCAACCAGACCCACCCCCUGUGAAGACCAUCACAAACAGAAGAGACCUCAUCUGGUAUGCCCGUCAUCUCACUGUGGACCUGGACACUGUUGGCCAAGAACUCUUCCUCUCUAAAAACAACGAAAAGUGGAUAUGCAUAAAGGGAGUAUCUCAUUGUUAUCCUGUAAACCCUAAAAGGUUAAAGGAAGCACAGUUUCUGUGUCACGAGAAGCUGACUGGACGAAGUUACUGGGAGAUAGAGUGGAGUCAUAUGACAUGUGAUAAUGUGGUGGGUGUUGCAUACAAUACAAUUCCAAGAGAAUGUCGUCCGCGGUUCUCAGAUAAAUGUUGGGUGUUAACUCACUAUCAUAACCCUGAUUCUGGUUACACAAACCUACUUCAAGCCUACCAUAAAAAAUGGUUGUGGGAUACCCCUUUCCCUUAUGGCUGCAUCAGGAUCGGGGUGUUCCUGGACUGGUCUGCAGGGACUCUGUCCUUCUACAGGGCCGAUGGUGACACACUGGCUCACCUGUACACCUUCCACACCCAAUUUACUGAUCCUGUUUAUCCGAUUUGCGCAGCUUAUAAUACUGACAAUUAUGUCUAUCUGCGUCCAAUAGAUUAAGAGUCAUAACAAGACCUGAGACUUCACAGGAACGUGUUUGUCUCAAAGGUUUUACAAGUAAAGUGAAAACCUUAAACCUGACAUAAACCUGUCAUUUACUACAUGUUGAAAUUAUACAUGUACAUUUAUUUUCAUGGUUCUUCUUUAAUCAACAGCUUUAUGGGUUUUGUUCUCCAACCAGAUGAAAAAAACACAGACAUACAAACCCAGUUUCUUUGUCAGAAACUUAAAUUUCUUGUUUCAUCUUUUUACGUAGAAAUGAACUUUGUCAUAUAAUCAUUGCUUAAUAUUAUAUAUAACCUGCUUUAGAAAAUAGUGCAUACUGCAGACACACUGAUGAGAUUUUAUGAAUUACUGUGUAACCUGUUGUUUUUUCUCACCAAAUAAUUUUCAGGUCAUUUAAAUUUUUAUACAUCUAUUUGUAAUGAAUUUGCCUUGUUUUUGUUUUUCUUUAUAUUUCUCUUUUUUCAAGUUUAAAACACUUUCAUGUCUUAAAAAAUUUAAACAAGCUGAAAAACGGUUUCAUAUUUUUCUUUAAUACAACAAACGUCUGUAAAACCUGAUAUAUUUGCUUGUUCAUUUGCACCAGUAAAAAAACAACCAAAGGAUCUUUCACUGUUCGAAGAGUUCUUUGUAUGAUCUCAGUGCUGAAUGAGUCCACUGCUGUGAUGUAGAAAUAAUCACAAUAAAAAGCAUCUUCCAGCAUC
This is a messenger RNA of Melanotaenia boesemani (Boeseman's rainbowfish), 3228 nucleotides long. Its product is annotated as neoverrucotoxin subunit beta-like. The transcript has 4 exons. Lineage: Eukaryota; Metazoa; Chordata; Actinopteri; Atheriniformes; Melanotaeniidae. Gene Ontology annotation, molecular function: protein binding. Bases 419 to 2521 code for a protein of 700 amino acids. The record is from RefSeq and is a predicted model, not a curated record.